GAACUCUUUUAAGGCAUAAGUAUACUAUUGCCAUCAUCUCUUUCUUUUUAUUCAACGUCACAAUAAAAAUGGCAGCUACCAGCAAAGUUCUCGUGAUAAUCGCCCUAUGUCUGCUACCAGUUCUUACAUACGGAGACACCUGUCUGGCACCUCAGGUCAAAUCCCAGUUCUAUUCAACACCAGAGGCAGUUGUUUCUUCAGAAACUGUUCUCAUUGCUGAGUUUACUGUCAACUGCAAAAACAAUUUGAAGAACAUUAAUUUGUAUGCUGAUGUUGGCGGUAGGACCAUUCCAGCUACCAAAACAAGCGAGCCAAAUAAGUAUCAGAUUAGUAUAACAGAUGAGCACAAGAAGUUACCCUCUGGGAAUUAUGAAAUAAGAAUAUUUGAUGAAGAAGGUUUUGCUCUGUUGAGAAAGGCACAGCGCAGUGGUGAGAGCACAGACAGCCUUAAACCUUUGUUUACUCUAACUUUGAAUCAUCCAGGCAUUUGGUCAGGUCCAAUUGUUCAAACCGAGUUUGUUGCUGCAAUGUCAGCAAUAGUUGUUUGGUGGAUGGCUUAUACAGCUCGUGCUAAACUUCUAGCCUAAGCUCUAUAUGAUUAUGAGUGUAUGCAGCCAAUGUCCUUUCCAUUUUUCUUUGUGACACAUGCAUUAUUGUUUUCUUUUGAGAAUGUUAUGAAUUUGUCUUUAAGAUAUUAUAGUGUGUUUGUUGUCCCGUUUGCUUCAGUGUUUUCUGUAAUAAAUAAAUAAUUCCACUA
Physella acuta is the source of this 757-nucleotide messenger RNA. Its product is annotated as translocon-associated protein subunit delta. Gene Ontology annotation, cellular component: endomembrane system; endoplasmic reticulum; membrane. Lineage: Eukaryota; Metazoa; Mollusca; Gastropoda; Physidae. The record is from RefSeq and is a predicted model, not a curated record.